AUGAAUCUUCGGACGCCUGACCGAUCGCCGAUGGUCAAAUUCCCCAUUUUGGUUUUCGUGUGCAACGGUUUUUGGUGUCCCAUGUGGUUUUCAACGACAAAAAAAUUCUUUUAUCACUGUUACACCGUUUUGAGUGCUUUUUUCGUCACGAGCUUUAUGCUGGCGCAAUUUAUCGAUACGCUCGUCAGCGCUGAUACGAUCACGGAAUUUGUGAACAAUUUUAUCACUUUUAUGCCUACGAUCAAUGCGCUUUGCAAAGCGUUAAAUCUUCUGGCGAAACGCCGAAGAAUUAUUGAACUUAUGCACGAUCUUGAUAGUGAAAGAUUUUACGGUCAUAAUUCUCGAGAAUUCAUGAUACUGAAAAAGUGCAGAAGAUUGAGCAGAUUCAUCGGUGCCAUCAUCACAGUCAAUACGCUGGUUACUCUCGAGUGUAUGGUUUUUGGACCAAUUGUGAAAAAUCAUCAAUCACGAAAACUGCCGUUCGGGGCGUGGGUGCCGUACGACAUUAACACCGAGUUUUUAUUUUGGCUGACGUUAAUGUGGGAAAAAGUCUCAGCGAGUGCAGUUGGUUUAGCAAACCUUGCGAAUGAUGUUCUCAGCAUAUCGAUUAUGAUGCAUUUAUCCGGGCAGUUGGAUAUACUCAGUGAUCGAUUGAUCAACUUAGCUGAUGAUCCUCCUGGAGUUGCUUCCAAAGAAUAUUUCGACCAACUUUACGAAGACGAAGAUUCGGAUCGAGAGAAGAAAAUUCGAGAUAAAUUCGUCGAUUGCUUACACCAUCACAUGUCGAUAUUCCGUUGGCGUGAAAGUGGUAGACUCCGACAAAAAAGUGUGGGGAAAUCGGAUUGCUGUUUGCUUCACUAA
Messenger RNA from Venturia canescens, 861 nucleotides. RefSeq lists its product as uncharacterized. The coding region runs from base 1 to 861 and encodes 286 amino acids. The transcript has 3 exons. The record is from RefSeq and is a predicted model, not a curated record. Gene Ontology annotation, biological process: detection of chemical stimulus involved in sensory perception of smell; sensory perception of smell. Gene Ontology annotation, molecular function: olfactory receptor activity; odorant binding. Gene Ontology annotation, cellular component: plasma membrane. Lineage: Eukaryota; Metazoa; Arthropoda; Insecta; Hymenoptera; Ichneumonidae.